This is a messenger RNA of Oppia nitens, 1464 nucleotides long. RefSeq names its product putative cyclin-dependent serine/threonine-protein kinase DDB_G0272797/DDB_G0274007. Lineage: Eukaryota; Metazoa; Arthropoda; Arachnida; Sarcoptiformes; Oppiidae. Gene Ontology annotation, molecular function: protein-folding chaperone binding. Bases 1 to 1464 code for a protein of 487 amino acids. The transcript has a single exon. The record is from RefSeq and is a predicted model, not a curated record. Gene Ontology annotation, biological process: negative regulation of transcription by RNA polymerase II. Gene Ontology annotation, cellular component: cytosol.
AUGACUAUCGAUUACUAUCAGAUAUUAGGCAUUUCCCCGACUAAUGAUCCGCAAGCGAUACGUAAAGCUUACAAACAACUGGCCCUUCGCUAUCAUCCGGACAAGAAUCAGACCGAAGGCGCCGAAGAACAGUUCAAACAGAUCCUGAAAGUUAAUGAGAAGCUCUUCCAGAGAGCUGUCUCUAACCUAACCCGUUCCCGCACCCGAGGCACCGGUAGUAGUAGUCAAGCUAAGCCGCCAACACCGAAACAACAACAGCGGCGGUCACCGAAAAAACGACAACAACAACACCGGUCACCGAAACCACAAUAUUGGUCACCGAAACAACAGCAACGGUCACCGAAACCACAAUAUUGGUCACCGAAACAACAGCGGCGGUCACCGAAACCACAAUAUUGGUCACCGAAACAAAAGCGGCGGUCACCGAAACCACAAUAUUGGUCACCGAAACAACAAGAAGAGGGGUCACCGAAACAACAGCGGUCACCGAAACCACAAUAUUGGUCACCGAAACAAAAGCGGCGGUCACCGAAACCACAAUAUUGGUCACCGAAACAACAAGAAGAGGGGUCACCGAAACCACAAUAUUGGUCACCAAAACAACAUCGGCGGUCACCGAAACAACAGCGGACACCGAAACCACAAUAUUGGUCACCGAAACAACAGCGGCGGUCACCGAAACCAGAAUAUUGGUCACCGAAACAACAGCAACGGUCACCGAAACACCAGCAAAUGUCACCGAAACCACAAUAUUGGUCACCGAAACAAAAACAGCGGUCACCGAAACAACAAGAAGAGGGGUCACCGAAACAACAGCGGCCGACAAUAACACCAACAACAAAGACAUCGACUCUGAACAACAUCUACGUUAGGAUCUAUGUGUCCGCUGAUGAACUGAUUGCCGGUACUGUCAAACAGGUGACAUACAAGCGUACAGUUAGCCGCAAAAAUGUUAUGAUGGUCGAUACGGUGGCCACUCUUACUGUCCAACCGCGCACAGUAGCCGGUAGCCUAGUAACAUUGGCCGGAUUGGGGCAUCAAUCAGUUACGGCUGCUGCUGCUCCGGGCGAUCUUAUAUUUAUUAUCAAAAAAUCGUUGUCUUCCUCCUCCUCCUCAUCAGCGGAAAGUCAUAAUUAUUUUGAUAGCCAACAAUUUGAUGGCCGACGCCAACAGCUAUUCAAGUAUGUGUACGUAACCUUCGAGGAAGUGGAUACCGGUGCCCGAAAACAGGUAAACUAUCAGCGCUGGCUCUAUAAUACCCGACAAUACCCCCCGAUCAGUUCAAAUAAUAAUCAGCCGAAAUUGGUCGACGCCGUGAUUACCGUUACCAUUCCGACGGGAUGCCAGUCGGGUACAACAAUCACCUGUCCAGGUGCUGGCCAUCAAACUAGUGAUGCCGAUAGUGGCUCCUUAGUCGGUGACCUAAGCUGUGUGGUCAUACAUAUACGGCCUCCGCAGCCGUGA